Messenger RNA from Diprion similis, 1480 nucleotides. Its product is annotated as methyltransferase-like protein 25B. Bases 2 to 1468 code for a protein of 488 amino acids. The transcript has 8 exons. The record is from RefSeq and is a predicted model, not a curated record. NCBI's taxonomy places the organism in Eukaryota, Metazoa, Arthropoda, Insecta, Hymenoptera, Diprionidae.
GAUGGCCACCGUCGAUAACAGCGGGUCCACCACGUGCUUAUGCAGAAUUUGCGACGCCGUGCGAGAAACCAUACGCCAAAUAUUUCUUGUUCUUGACAAAUACCGAUGGCUUGUGGACGCCUACAUCGUGGAUUUUUACGAGGCCGAUUUAUGGGAACGACUUCCGGGCGGUUGGAAAGAUUUUUUCAAAGACAUCACGCCGGGGGAACUUGGAUCCUGGAUUUUGAACGAGGGUUCGAGCGUUCGAGUUUGGCCGUUAUCUUUGCAGGCGCUUCGUCGAGUCGUCGAUAUCUUACAGAUACACAGAGAUCAGAGGAGCGAGAUCGUGUUGAAAUGCGAAAAUGUCCGUAAAACGGAGAAUUAUACGGAUUCUGAUUCUGGCGAGCCUCAAGUGAAACCGAGCACGUGUUCGAGUCAUCAAAAGUUACGCGAUUUACUUGGCAAACACGUAAAACCGAAAAAGAAACAUGAAAUCGAAAUAAUGGCGAAGAUAAUAGCGGAUUGCGCUGCUUCGGCGAAAUCAGAAUGCGCCGUCGACGUUGGAGCUGGAAUUGGCCACCUCGCUAGGACGCUCGCUUAUCGACACGAGAUGUGUGUAAUUUGCGUCGAGCAGCAGUCCUUGCUGUCGGAACAAGCCAGAAAACUGGAUACACAAUUUGAAUCUAUCGCUUUGAAGUACCUGACUAAUAUCAGAGAGCAGAAACCGCAUCACGUGUCUUUGAAGAUAGAGAGAGAUUCGUCUGAAUUGUCUUUUUUUAUGGACACAAUCAACAACGAAUUUACAGAGAAUUUCAAACUAAAUCCAGAAUUUUCUGGAUUCGGUUUGAUCGGUUUACAUCCAUGCGGCGAUUUGGCAACAACGCUAUUGCAGUCUUACGCAGAGUCGGAUCGUGCUAAGUUUAUCUGCGUCGCAGGGUGCUGCUACAUGAAGCUUUCUCCUGGCCCGCAGAGCUAUCCUCUCAGCAAAUAUCUACGUUUGUCUGGGAUUGAUUACGAUCUCUCCUACACAGCUUUGGAAGUUGCUUGUCAUGCGGUGGAAAAUCAUUGCAUAAAAUUGAAGUCUGCCGAAUGCUGGGAACUGAAAAUACAUGCUUAUCGAGCGACGCUAGAGAGUCUCAUCCUUCAGAGAAACUCCUCUCUACGUCAUGCUCAGCUGAAAAGUUUCAAGCUCAAGGAAAAUACCACAUUUGAAGAGUACUGCAUGGCAGUCACAGAAAAUUUUACCGAAGAGAAUCGGCCACGGAGGAUAGAGGAAAUCAGAAAUCCUAAAACAGAGGAGCUGCUAGAUCGCUGGGAACAGGUCGUGGUGUUUGGUUCCCUCAGAUCGAUGCUGGCACCGUUGGUCGAGAGUGCAGUUUUGUUGGAUAGAUUCUUGUACCUGUCAGAGAAAAAUUUAUCGCCAAAAUUAAAGGCUGUCUUCGACCCAUUUCUAUCGCCGAGAAACUUUGUACUAACGUCUAUUAAAUAACUGAAUAUUUUG